GGGACUCUGGGGACAGGACGGUGAAGACAGUGCCGGCGGCCCAGGCGGCCCGGCGAGGCCCGGGCCAGGCAGAUCCUGAGGCCAGCGCGGCGCCAUGCAGGACGGUAACUUCCUGCUGUCGGCCCUGCAGCCCGAGGCCGGCGUGUGCUCCCUGGCGCUGCCCUCCGACCUGCAGCUGGACCGCCGGAGUGCUGAGGGGCCCGAGGCCCAGCGGCUGCGGGCGGCCCGCGUCCAGGAGCAGGUCCGUGCCCGCCUGCUGCAGCUGGGCCAGCAGCCACGGCACAACGGGGCGGCCGAGACGGAGGGUGCAGCCGAGGCAGCUCGAGGCCCGUCCAGGGGUCAGUUCCACACCCUCCAGUCUGGCUUCAGCUCCCGCUCCCAGGGCCUGAGCGGGGACAAGACCUCGACUUUCCGGCCGCUCGCCAAGCCAGCCUACGGCCCGGCCACCUGGUCUUCCCGCUCGGCUGUGGACCUGAGCUGCAGCCGCCGGCUGAGCUCGGCCCACAACGGGGGCAGCGCCUUUGCACCCGCCCCGCCCGGCCACGCCAUGCCUGCGCGCCCCGUGUCCUUCCACGAGCGCGGGGGCACAGGGGGCCGGGCCGACUACGACACGCUCUCCCUGCGCUCGCUGCGGCUGGGCUCUGGGGGCCUGGACGACCGCUACAGCGUGGUGUCCGAGCAGCUGGAGCCUGCGGCCACCGCCUCCUACAGGGCCUUCGCCUACGAGCGCCAGGCCAGCGCUGGCCCAGGCCGCGCUGCGGGGCUGGACUGGCCCGAGGCCCUGGAGGGCGCCCCCAGCCGCACCAUCCGGGCCCCGGCCAUGCGGACCCUGCAGCGGUUCCAGAGCAGCCACCGCAGCCGGGGGAUGGCCGGGGGUCCCGUGCUGGACCCCGUCGCGCGCGCACCUUCCGUUCGCAGCCUCAGCCUGAGCCUGGCCGAUUCUGGGCACCUGCCGGACGUGCGCGGACUGGACAGCUACCUGGGCCACCGCUCCCUGCAGAGGCUCAGCAGCGGCUUCGAUGACAUCGACCUCCCCUCCGCAGUCAAGUACCUCAUGGCCUCAGACCCCAACCUGCAGGUGCUGGGAGCGGCCUACAUCCAGCACAAGUGCUACAGCGACGCAGCCGCCAAGAAGCAGGCCCGCAGCCUGCAGGCCGUGCCACGCCUUGUGAAGCUCUUCAACCACGCCAACCAGGAGGUGCAGCGCCAUGCCACGGGCGCCAUGCGGAACCUCAUCUACGACAACGCCGACAACAAGCUGGCGCUGGUGGAGGAGAACGGCAUCUUCGAGCUGCUGCGUACGCUGCGGGAGCAGGACGAUGAGCUGCGCAAGAACGUCACAGGGAUCCUGUGGAACCUGUCGUCCAGCGACCACCUCAAGGACCGCCUGGCCCGGGACACGCUGGAGCAGCUCACGGACCUGGUGCUGAGCCCCUUGUCGGGGGCCGGGGGCCCCCCACUCAUCCAGCAAAACGCAUCCGAGGCUGAGAUCUUCUACAACGCCACGGGCUUCCUCAGGAACCUCAGCUCGGCGUCCCAGGCCACGCGCCAGAAGAUGCGUGAGUGCCACGGCUUGGUGGACGCACUGGUCACCUACAUCAACCACGCGCUGGACGUGGGCAAGUGCGAGGACAAGAGCGUGGAGAACGCCGUGUGCGUGCUGCGCAACCUGUCCUACCGCCUGUACGAUGAGAUGCCGCCGUCGGCGCUGCAGCGGCUGGAGGGCCGUGGCCGCAGGGACGCAGCCGGGACCCCGUCCGGCGAGGCCGUGGGCUGCUUCACGCCACAGAGCCGGAGGCUGCGAGAGAUGCCGCUCACGGCGGACGCGCUGACCUUUGCCGAGGUGUCCAAGGACCCCAAGGGCCUGGAGUGGCUGUGGAGCCCGCAGGUCGUGGGGCUGUACAACCGGCUGCUGCAGCGCUGCGAGCUGAACCGGCACACCACGGAGGCUGCGGCCGGCGCCCUGCAGAACAUCACGGCGGGCGACCGCAGGUGGGCGGGCGUGCUGAGCCGCCUGGCCCUGGAGCAAGAGCGCAUCCUGAACCCGCUGCUGGACCGCGUGCGCACCGCUGACCACCACCAGCUGCGCUCUCUAACCGGCCUCAUCCGGAACCUGUCCCGGAACGCCAGGAACAAAGACGAGAUGUCCACCAAGGUGGUCAGUCACCUCAUAGAGAAGCUGCCGGGCAGCGUGGGCGAGAAGGCGCCGCCCGCAGAGGUGCUGGUCAACAUCAUAGCCGUCCUCAACAACCUGGUGGUGGCCAGCCCCAUCGCAGCCCGCGAUCUGCUCUACUUCGACGGGCUGCGGAAGCUGGUCUUCAUCAAGAAGAAGCGGGACAGUCCUGACAGUGAGAAGUCCUCACGGGCGGCCUCCAGCCUCCUGGCCAAUCUGUGGCAGUACAACAAGCUCCACCGGGACUUCAGGGCGAAGGGCUAUCGGAAGGAGGACUUCCUGGGCCCGUAGGGCACCCUGAGGAGAAGGCAGUGUGGCCGGACUAUGAGAGACAGACCUUCGAGGGACAGGCCCAGUGGCCAGCCUGGCCGGAGGCCCAGGG
Molecule: messenger RNA, 2555 nt
Organism: Ochotona curzoniae (black-lipped pika)
Lineage: Eukaryota; Metazoa; Chordata; Mammalia; Lagomorpha; Ochotonidae
Gene: PKP3
Product: plakophilin 3
Exons: 13
Coding region: 95-2464 (789 amino acids)
Biological process (GO): cell-cell junction assembly; cell-cell adhesion
Cellular component (GO): nucleus; adherens junction; cytoplasm
Molecular function (GO): cadherin binding
Source: RefSeq, a predicted model, not a curated record